UUCGGCGUCGGGUGAAAGAAAAUGGCCCGAACCAAGCAGACAGCUCGUAAAUCCACGGGUGGGAAAGCCCCCCGCAAACAGAUAGCCACGAAAGCCGCCAGGAAAAGCACCCCCUCCACCGCCGGGGUGAAGAAGCCGCAUCGCUACCGGCCCGGGACCGUGGCGCUGCGAGAGAUCCGUCGCUACCAGAAGUCGACCGAGCUGCUGAUCCGCAGGCUGCCCUUCCAGAGGCUGCUGAGGGAGAUCGCGCAGGAGUUCAACGCCGACCUGAGGUUUCAGAGCGCGGCCGUCGGUGCGCUGCAGGAGGCCAGCGAGGCGUACCUGGUGGGGCUGUUCGAAGACACCAACCUGUGUGCCAUCCACGCUGGGAGAGUCACCAUCAUGCCCAGAGACAUCCAGCUGGCUCGCCGGAUACGGGGGGACAGAGCUUAA
Nomascus leucogenys (northern white-cheeked gibbon) is the source of this 432-nucleotide messenger RNA. RefSeq names its product H3.5 histone. The record is from RefSeq and is a predicted model, not a curated record. NCBI's taxonomy places the organism in Eukaryota, Metazoa, Chordata, Mammalia, Primates, Hylobatidae. Gene Ontology annotation, molecular function: DNA binding; structural constituent of chromatin; protein heterodimerization activity. Gene Ontology annotation, cellular component: nucleosome.